CAGGAGCAAACGCCUUUUUUUGCAUUUACUAGCUUACUGCACCGUGCUAUAUAAUUGCCCCCAAAUUAUAUAAACAGAAACCGGCGGGAUGGGUCACUCAAAUGUAUUGGAAGCCCUCAACGUUCGAGUGGUGGGCAACGGCGAGAAAACCCUGGUGCUAGCCCACGGGUCGGGCACCGACCAGUCCGCAUGGCGGGGCAUUUACCCUCAUUUCGUCCGGGACUACCGCGUCGUCCUCUUCGACCUCGCCUGCGCCGGCAGCGUCAACCCCGACUAUUUUGACUUCUGCCGCUACACAACACUCGACGCCUAUGCCGACGACCUCAUCAACAUUCUCACUCAUCUUAAAAUCCAGCGCUGCGACUACGUAGGCCACUCUAUAUCCGCCAUGAUCGGAAUCCUCGCCGCCAUACGCCGCCCCGAUCUCUUCUCCAAGCUUGUCCUCGUCGGUGCUUCCCCCAGGUUCUCGAACGAGGGGGACUACCAUGGAGGAUUUGAUCGAGAAGAAGUGGAAAAAGUAUUCAGCGCUAUGCAAGAGAACUACGAGGCUUGGGUGAAGGGGUUCGCACCUCUGGCGGUGGGAGCGGAUGUGCCGGAGGCAGUUCAGGAGUUUACAAGGACCCUCUUCAACAUGAGGCCGGACAUAACCCUCUUCGUAUCCCAGACAGUGUUCAAUAGUGACCUGAGGGGGGUUUUGGGGCUGGUCGAAUGUCCUUGUCACAUCGUACAAACAGCAAAGGAUGUGUCAGUUCCGGCGUCGGUGUCAACGUACCUGAAGAACCACCUCGGAGGGCGGAACACGGUGCACUUGUUGCCUAUAGAGGGUCACUUGCCACACUUGUCUGCGCCAGCUUUGUUGGCCCAAGUGUUGAAGAAAGCCUUGUCCCCUGGGCUGGGAAGUCAGUAGUUGUUGGCACAUCCUCUGCACCAGCAGCUUUGUUGGCCCAGUUUAUCUAGCUUAUAUGAAGUGUCGUGUACGACUACCUUAUGUUUACUUUUGUGGAUGAGGACCGGACCAAUUAAGGUAAGGAUUGGCCCGGAUCGGGAACAGUAAAACCCACACCGAACCGGAAAGCACCGAAUAAAAAUAUUACUACAAU
Cuscuta campestris is the source of this 1100-nucleotide messenger RNA. The record is from the annotation of a GenBank genome assembly. Lineage: Eukaryota; Viridiplantae; Streptophyta; Magnoliopsida; Solanales; Convolvulaceae.